Messenger RNA from Fusarium coffeatum, 879 nucleotides. RefSeq lists its product as uncharacterized. The record is from RefSeq and is a predicted model, not a curated record. NCBI's taxonomy places the organism in Eukaryota, Fungi, Ascomycota, Sordariomycetes, Hypocreales, Nectriaceae. The coding region runs from base 1 to 879 and encodes 292 amino acids. The transcript has 3 exons.
AUGGCUCCCUCAGGUCCUUUUCCCGUUACUGUUCAUCCUUUUGAGUCCAAGUGCCGAGGCUCAGCUGCCUAUGAAGUAGGCCUAGCUUCUGCUCGCAAUGCUAUCGUCUUCAUUGGUGGGCUUACUGAUGGCCCGCACACUAUUCCUUAUACUCGGCUCCUGGCUCAGCGUUUAGAAGAAGCAGGAGACUUGGGCUACUCUGUCAUUGAAUUCCGCAUGAGGAGUUCCUUCUCAGGCUUUGGGACCUCGAGUCUCUCCAACGACGUGGAAGACAUCUCUGCAUUAGUUAAGUAUCUUCGAGGCAUCGGAAAGGAAAGGAUUGUCCUGUUUGGUUCUUCUACCGGAUGCCAGGACUGUAUCGAGUAUGCCGACUACCCAAAGCAUAACAACGAGCCCGUGGAUGGCUUCAUUAUGCAAGGCCCCGUGUCGGAUCGUGAGACGUUGGACUUGAUCAUGCCCAAUCCUCAGCCGAGUCUUGACAUGGCGGCCAGAAUGAUCUCCGAAGGCAAGGGCGGUGAUUGCAUGCCUUUUGACAUGAUUCCUGCCGUUCUGGGAGCUCCGAUUUCAGCUUAUCGAUUCCAGUCUCUGGCUAGUAAAGGCGGUGAUGAUGACUACUUCUCAUCAGACCUCGAUGAUGAAACACUCAAGAGGAACUGGUCGCGAUUCGAGAAGCCAGUGCUGGUCCUACACUCUGCUGAGGAUGAAUUCGUUCCCGCGCGCAUCGAUCAGGCUGCCAGUAACAAGAAGUAUAAAUCACUGAACUCUGCUGCUGUCAGCAACCUUUCUGGGCUGAUCCCUGGCGCAAGCCAUACCGUUGAGCAGCCUGAAUCGCAAGAGUGGCUUUCCAAGACGGUCAUUGAGUUUUUGAAAACGGUUUGA